This is a messenger RNA of Panicum virgatum (switchgrass), 3396 nucleotides long. RefSeq lists its product as uncharacterized. Gene Ontology annotation, molecular function: protein dimerization activity. The coding region runs from base 1258 to 3135 and encodes 625 amino acids. NCBI's taxonomy places the organism in Eukaryota, Viridiplantae, Streptophyta, Magnoliopsida, Poales, Poaceae. The record is from RefSeq and is a predicted model, not a curated record. The transcript is spliced from 4 exons.
UUUAAAGGCGUCGCCUAGGCGACGCCUAGGCGUCCAGGCGAGGAAAACUUCUGGGCGUCGGGGUCGCCUGCAUCGGCGCGUGUAAGGCGUCCGCCUUGGCUUACUAGGCGUCCGCCUUUCUCGAGUAGGCGUCCGCGCAUCACCGAGGCGCUCGAGGCGGACGCUUUGCUUGUGAAAAUCACGAGCGCGCGGAAAGAAACGGCGGGCGGGAAGAAAUCGCGCCCGCGCUAGUGCUUCCCACCUUCUACUUGCUGUGCGGGACAAAAUCAAUAGCGAUAGACUAGAGGGCGGGAGGUAGAGGAGAGAGAGGGAGAGGAAUUAGACAGUGGAACCAGAUCCCCGUCGCUCCGCCCCUUCCUAGGGCGGCGAUUCCCGCCGGCGGCGCAUCAAUUUCGCGCGGAGCGCAGCACUGCCGGCAGCUCCGCCCAUCUCUGGGCGUCGCCCCCCUCCAGCAGCAACUGGAGCCUGCCGUCUGCAACUCGAUUGAAGCCUGCCGGCCAUCAAAUCGACCCAUCUGCUCUGCGCCAAGCACUUGGACCCAUCUCCACCUGCCUUCCCGCCGACCCCAGCUCUGAUUUGUCUUCAGCCGGCCCCCAGCUCCAACCUGACUUCUCGCUAGGCACCUGGAAGCAAGCUGUAGCACAAUGGCAAGUCCACCUUCCAUCGCUAGCUAGUAUGAUCCCAAGACUGAUCCUGCUCGGAAGCCAAAAAGGUCUACAGAUCCAGGGUGGAAGUAUGCCUAUUGGCCAGAGCUUAGUAACAAAGAUAAGAUAGCAUGCCUUUUAUGUGGGGGGGGGGGAGGUUCGUGGAGGGAUAAAAAGGUUUAAGCAGCAUUUAGCAGGUGGCUAUGGAGAUGCAAAAAUUUGUCCCCAAGUGAGCACUGAAAUUAGGAGGGAGAUGACAGCUUACUUGGAGUCAAACAAGAGAAGAAGACCACUUUUCCUAGAGGAUGACAAUGGAGAAGUGGAAGUGGUGGAGGUGGCAGCAGAUGGGGCGCCUGAAGCUGAGGCACAGCAGGGAAAUGAAUCUUCCCAAGCUGCCAGGAUUCAUCCUAGUUCAGGGACAGCAGCCAAGCAAAGGCAAUCAACCAUACAAUUCAAGGCUGUCGGUAACAAGACUGCACAGCAAAAGAAAAAGACCAUUGUUGAGAUGCUUCGAAAAACACUAGAAGAGGUGGUAGAUGAGAGACUGUCAGGUUCUUAUUAGCCCACAAUUAAUGCAGCAGCAAAAAGCCCAGAGGAGAAGCAUUAUGUGGAUAUGCAGUGGGCUUUGUUCUUCUAUGAGUGUGGUGUACCUUUCAAUGCAGCAGCCGCAAGACAGUUUCAUAUUGCAGUAGAGGCCACAGCACAAUUUGGUUCUGGGUACAAGCCUCCAACACCUUAUCAACUUGGGGAGCCAUUGCUUAAAGAGGCUGUGAAGUCAACAAGUACCAUGAGGAAGGAUCAUGAGAGAGCAUGGAAACAGUAUGGCUGCACACUAAUGUCAGAUGGAUGGUCUGAUAAGAGAGGAAGGCACUUGAUUAACUUCCUAGUGAACAGCCCGGAGGGGACUUACUUCUUGGAGUCAGUCGAUGCAUCAAGUGAAGUGCAUGACGCAAACAUGCUUGCUAAUCUUCUAGAGAAAAAAGUUGAUGACAUUGGAAAAGACAAGGUUGUCCAAGUUGUUACUGAUAAUGGUGCAAUCUUCAAGGCAGCAGGCAAGCUUUUAAUGGAGAGAAUUCCUACAAUAUUUUGGAGUCCAUGUGCUGCUCAUUGUUUGGAUCUAAUGCUGGAGGAAAUUGGGAACUUGGAAGCAUUCAAGAAACACAUUGCUCGUGCAAGGCGUGUGACAACUUUCAUCUAUAGGCAUGGGAGGAUCCUUCAUGCUAUGAGGGAGAAGACAGGUGGGGCUGAUCUUGUUAGACCUGCAGCAACUCGUUUUGCAACUUACUUCCUUACUUUGAAGAGUUUGUACAAGCACAAAGAUCCCUUGAAGGCUUUAUUUGUGAGUGAAAAAUGGACUGGAAACAAAUUGGCAAAAACUAAAGCUGGUGAAGAUGUGCAUGACAUUGUCCUCUCUACGGAGUUUUGGAAUAAAAUUGAAGAUUGUCUUAGAGCUUCAGCCCCACUUCUUAUUGUGCUUAGGGUGGUUGAUGGAGAUGAAAAGCCAGCAAUGCCAGAGGUUCAAGCAUUAAUGGACCAUGCAAAGGAGAAGAUCAAGCUGAGCUUUGCCAUACCAUCCAAGAAAAGGUUGCUUGACAAGAUCAUGGAGAUAAUUGAGCGACGUUGGGAAAAACAAAUGGACCAUCCACUCUAUGGGGCUGCAUUGUAUUUGAACCCAGGGAAGCUGCAUCCUCUCAUAGAGAAAAAUGAUGAUGAAACUAUUGGACAGCUAAGAGGUUGCUUCCUAGAUGUUCUUGCAAGAAUGGUGGAGGAUGAAGAAACUAGUGACAAGAUCAAUGCUCAAGCCAUGGAUUAUGAAUGUCUUCGAGGAGAUGCGUUUUCAAACAAAAUGGCCAAACAAAACCUUGACUCAAUGAGCCCUCUUGAAUGGUGGCGUUCAUAUGGUGGCCGUGCUAUUGAGCUACAAAGGUUUGCUAGGCGUGUUGUCAGUCUUUGUGCUUCUUCAUUUGGUUGCGAGCGCAACUGGAGCACCUUUGAAUUUAUCCACACAAAGAAAAGAAACAGAUUGUUGCAUAAGAGGUUAAAUUCUACCGUCUUUGUUUCCUACAACCGGAAGAUGAAAACCAGGUUCCAAAAAUUGCGGCUAAAGAAAGGAAAAUGCUUUGAUCCAUUGGUUGUUGAGGAGUUUGAUUGGGAUAAUGAGUGGGCUGACUCACUGCAUGUACACCCUCAAGGUGGUCGUGGCUGUGAGUGUGACCUUACAUGGGACCAAGUUGAUGAAGUACUUGGAGCAUCAGAGUCACUUCGUGGCAGAAAUUUACCAAGAAGAGCCCACUACAAGCGUGCAAGAAAUUCUACACCUAUCAUGGUUCAAGAAGAGCUGGGUUCAGAAAAUGAAGAGGAUGAAGAUAAUCAAGAUCCCUAUGACGAUGCAGAUGUGAUGGAUUGUGAGGAUGAUCCUUGUGAUGCCAAUGGUGGUGGAGGAGAUGAGGCAGCCAGCAACAUCCUUGGAGAGUUUGACGAUGGCUAUUGACUUAUUGAGAGAUGAGACAUGAGAGAUUUCAGAUUUCUUUUGCUAUUCCAUAUAUAAUGUGCACUAGCAGCACUACUAAUUAAAUGGUGUCAUUAGAGACUAAUUUGGCUAUCGAGACAUCUUAGAUGUGCUACUUUGCUAUUUCAUAUUGUGCUCUAGUAGUCUAGUGCUAUAAUAGCACUACUUAUCAUCCUUGUUAUGGUCUAAAACUCUGUAUGUAUGCUGAAAAUUGGCAAUAUUAAGGACUAAUUUGCUUCUGAA